AUGCUCAUGCUCUCCUCCGCCGUCGCCUCCGUGCUCGCCGUCGUGUCCUUGACCUCGGUCGCCGACGCCGCCGCCAUCCAUACCCCUCAAGGCAGGAGUAUCCAGCGUCGUAAGAUCACUACAUGCCGUGGUACCGGCCAAUACCCCUUGCCCCAGAACAACGUCUGCAAACCUUGCUCGUGGAAGUUCCCCGGCGCCUCGACCUGCACGGCGACGGCGGCCUUGCGAUGGUGCGUCCGCGGUGGCCGAAGAGCUGAUGGUGGAGCUUGGGCAUUGUCAAGUUUCCCCGCUUACUAA
This is a messenger RNA of Microbotryum saponariae, 297 nucleotides long. NCBI's taxonomy places the organism in Eukaryota, Fungi, Basidiomycota, Microbotryomycetes, Microbotryales, Microbotryaceae. The record is from the annotation of a GenBank genome assembly.